This is a messenger RNA of Lottia gigantea (owl limpet), 366 nucleotides long. RefSeq lists its product as hypothetical. Gene Ontology annotation, molecular function: N-acetyltransferase activity; acetyl-CoA binding. The transcript is spliced from 3 exons. Gene Ontology annotation, cellular component: cytoplasm. Lineage: Eukaryota; Metazoa; Mollusca; Gastropoda; Lottiidae. The annotation marks the transcript as partial. The record is from RefSeq and is a predicted model, not a curated record. Gene Ontology annotation, biological process: protein acetylation.
AGAAUUCAGUCAUUGGAGAUAUCAAGAGAUAGUUUACCCUGUAGUUUAAUAAUGGUCAGAAAUCAUGCUGGAAAAUCAGAGGUCAUAGGUCAUGCUAAAAUAAUGGAAGCCCAGGGUGUAGACAAGGCUUGUUAUAUUGAAAGUGUUUUUAUAAGAGAGGAUUUGAGAGGGAAAGGAUAUGGAAAGAAAAUUAUGCUGGAAGCUGAAAAAUAUUCUUCAGGGAAAGGUUUUAAACAGAUGUUUCUCAAUACCUUAGAUAAACAAGACUUUUACAGCCAUCUUGGAUAUAAACUAAGUCAUCCUGUUCUAACAUUAGGAGCUAAUGCUCAUAGAAUACCUCAAGCUAUGGUAAGAAAGGACUGUUGA